Messenger RNA from Labrus bergylta (ballan wrasse), 999 nucleotides. The record is from RefSeq and is a predicted model, not a curated record. NCBI's taxonomy places the organism in Eukaryota, Metazoa, Chordata, Actinopteri, Labriformes, Labridae.
GACUGUCUGUUCAGGAAGAAGAGAGCGGAGGAUCGGUGUCUCCAGAAUCCUGCUGGAUCAACCGACAGAAGGACGAACCGGGGUCUCAACCCGACGCUUAUAAACCCGGAAGUAACCGUUGAACAUCUGUUUGCGCGCAGCUGGUCGGAGCACAGACAUGAGACUGUGGUGGUCCUGAUAGAGGAGGAAGGACAGGCACCGGGAUCAGACAUGGCCCACGUCGGCAACAGAGCGAGCGCGGAGGAGGAGGACUGCUUUGAGGAUGCCUACGACAGAAUACCUGUGGCCUGUCAGAUGGAUCUGCAGACAGCCAUCCAGGAGACUCAGUGCGCUCUGAACCUGGUCCUUAACAACAAGUUCUCUGAAGCCCUGGAUCUCCUGAAACCAUGGUGGAAGGACAGCAUGUACCACGCGUUGGGUUACAGCAGCAUCCUGGUGAUGCAGGCGGCGAUGACCUUUGAACACAGAGACAUCCAGACUGCCAUGGCAACCAUCAAGGAGGCGUUAAACACCUGUCAGAGGUUCAGGAAGAAGAACUCUGUGGUCGGCUCUCUGUCCAGUCUGAUCAGCAAGCAGUCCAACCUGCAGGAAGUGGAGAUGCACGCAGAGAUCUGCUACGCUGAGUGUCUGCUGCAGAAAGCCACGCUGACGUUCGUUCAGGAUGAGAACAUGAUCAGCUUCAUCAAAGGGGGCAUCAAGAUCCGAACAAGCUACCAAAUCUACAAGGAAUGUCAGAACGUGCUGAAUGCAUCUCAGGACCUGGCGGGCCAGUCUGAUGCGUUCAGACAGUUUGAGGGCGGAGUCAAGCUGGGCAUCGGCUCCUUUAACCUGAUGUUGUCGCUCCUCCCUCAGAGGAUUCUCAGGUUGUUGGAGUUCAUCGGAUUCUCAGGGAACAGGGGCUUCGGUUUGUCUCAGCUGAGGGAGGGAGCGUCCAGUCACAGCCUGAGAGCGAUCCUCAGCGCUCUGACUCUGCUCUUCUACCACACAUACGUGUCGCUC